Penicillium soppii is the source of this 552-nucleotide messenger RNA. RefSeq lists its product as uncharacterized. Bases 1 to 552 code for a protein of 183 amino acids. The record is from RefSeq and is a predicted model, not a curated record. NCBI's taxonomy places the organism in Eukaryota, Fungi, Ascomycota, Eurotiomycetes, Eurotiales, Aspergillaceae. The transcript has a single exon.
AUGUUGACCUCCUCAAACAACAGCUCCUACUCCUCCAGCGUCUCCUCGGAGCCCAACUCCCCACAUCAACCACUCCCGGCCCGCCGAUCCCCCAUGGCAGUCAAAUACCCCCGGUUCUACUCCUCCCCAAUAGACUCAUACACCGAUUCAACCCCUCUGGAAGUCUACGGCCUGGAACAAAGAGAACCCUCCAUCUACGGCAAACCGCCCAAACUCCUCCGCCGCGUUUCCCACGCCCUAGGCGACAUCCGCGAAGACUUCUCACUAGACACAGAGAAGCUUAAGCGCCGCUCAACAAUCUUCUUUGCUCCCGUCUCACCCUCCGAAGCACCACCCACUACAUCUGACGGACCCCGUUCGCGCCCAAUGUCCAUCAUCUCCGACAACUGGUCCGCACCCACGAGGGGACUGAGCCAGCGCAUUUCAAGGCGGUUGUCUGUUUUCUCGUCUCGGGGCAAACCCACUGGGCCCAAGGGCGCGAGUAUUUCUUCGCCCAAUCUGCUUGGGACUUCUACUCAGUAUGGAAAUGGGAGCCAGGCUUCGUUUAUCUAG